CGCCAUGUUCCUCUGACUGCUCUGUCGCUGUGUCACGUUGUCUUGUGUAGUUGAGGCUCCGUUGUCCAAGGUAACUUGACUAAACUCUGACAUAUUCGCGCAUGCCAAUGGCCAGGUUCUUCUGUCAACAAACGCAGUGACUUCUCGGCUCUAUGCUGUGCCACGAUGCACCACUGAGGUACUGUACAACCACCUCUGCAUGUACUUCUUUUCCCCUCUAUGAUGCUCGAGUGAGAAUAUGAUUCCUCUAUGUUGAGGGAGAAGACUGUCACAGGCAAAUCACAAGCUCAACCACUGUCGCUAUUGCGUGUUUGGCUGCGCCGCUUCGCCAGGAGAAUGCCACUCUGCUGCAAGCCGCCCGCCACCAGCUGCAGUCGGUCGAUGUUAGUUGCGUCGUGAGGGUGUAGAGGCUCAAUUUUUUUUUUUUUAGGUUUUCCGCUCUCGAAGGUUCCGGAGCAUUUUGCAAACUGCAAUAUCGUGGAGCUUUGCCUGAUGUGAUAAUCAAUUCUAUGUUGCUGUUGUAUCUCUACUCCCAGUUUCUUCCAUUGUGCAGUACACGUAACUGUUCUGUGGUCUAUGACUCUCUAGAUAUCAUUGAUUCGUACAUCUCAGAGCUAAAACUACGGCAUGUGGGAGAAAUGCUUCAACUUUCCACGACGACAAUGGAGCAGUUUUUAAACAUAUAUGCUCGGUUGAGUAGUCUAACUUACUUGUUGGGCCUUCUUCUGCUUUUGACAUGCGUGUUCGUCAUCUAUUAAGCGUCAUGGCCUUCCUACUAUGGCUUUGAGUUUUUCGCGAAUGCAGAGCUAAUCGACGUGAAACACUCGGUCGCGAUCUUAGUCGAGAUAAUGGGGCAGAGCCGCAAAACAAACCUUUUACGGACGAACCCGAUCGAGGCUUUUUGACUACAUAGGUCCGACUGGCCACGAAAUCUCUGUUUUGAUUACUUGAUGAGAUGCAAUUCUUGCAAACAGAUGAAAUUCUGGGGUACAAUCUUCAGAUGAGAUGCUGAUCUAGGGUAGGCAAAUCGGUAUAGCGCUUCAGAGCUGACCACUCAUGGUCUUCAGCUGUCGCAGGUGGCACCGCAGGAUGGCCCAAGCUCCCUAGCUCCUAUGCCAUCGCCUAAGUCGGAUGCGUCUCUGAUCCUAGAGAUACGCAUCAUCAGCCUUGUCAAAUACAAUAUCAACAUUCACAACAAACAUCGAUAUAUGCACACUGAGCCUCACAACGCUGUUUCAAUACCCGCGACUCAAUAACUGAGCCUGGUGCUCUCUAUAAUAUCUUCAUUUUACCUGCCGAUGUGACUAGUUGACCGAAAGGUCCCUUCCGGCGCCUCCGGCUUCGACCGUACUCAGCCUGUCGAUAUGGUCGCGGUAUCAGGCUUUCGGAGUCUCUCGACUCCUGUGAAUCGAACUCGACGUCUUCCCAUGAUACUCGGAGGCGGUGCAUUCUUCAUCAUGUGCAUCAUAUACCUCCUUCUCUCCAUUGCACCUUGUAUGGUGUAUGGGAAUUGCUACCGUGGUUAUUCAAGUGCUUACAGCUUCGAUGCUGACUUGGCUCACAACCCGACCUGGAUGGCCGAUAUCCCCGACGAUGUAUUCCUCUCGAGCCUGAGUAUACCGGGUACACAUGACACAAUGACCUACGAGAUAGGAAGCGAGGUUCUGCAGUGUCAGAAUUGGAACCUGACUACCCAACUGGAAGCAGGUAUUCGCUACUUCGACAUCCGCGCUCGUGUACGUGAUGACGAGUUGCAUAUUUACCAUGCCAAUGGCUACACGGGAUUCAGCUUUGAAGAUGUGGUUGGCUAUAUGAACGACUUCCUGGACAGGAACCCUUCUGAGACGAUCAUCAUGCGCCUCAAGCAGGAGGGUAACGGCAUAGGAGACAACAACACUCUGUCAUUCGAAGCCGCCUUCAACAAAUACCCACUCGGGGACCGACUGUACAACUACAGCGCUUCUGACCCUCUGCCAACUCUUGGUAGUCUUCGCUCCAAGAUCUUUGUUCUUCAAAACUUCCCAGCUUGGCGAGGAGGACCAUAUGGCUUGAAGUGGGAAGGCCAUCAAAUGAUAUUAGAAGAUAUAUGGAUCAUUCCUGAUAUCUACCAUCUGUCGGAGAAGUGGACUGCGAUCCGUGAUGCUCUCGAACUCGCUGCAACAGCACCUCUCGACAACAAGGUCCUCUAUUUGGCUCACAUUUCAGCCUCUGUUGGUGUCUUGCCCAUCGAGGCUGCGGCUGGGCCCAUGAACCGAACUGUCACUGGUAUGAACGACAUGACUGGCCAGUGGAUUAAGGAUUUUGAAGAUAACGAAGACACUACCCGAACUGGAAUCGUCAUCAUCGAUUUCCCCGGCAAGAAGUUCAUUGAUGCCAUUCUUCGAUGGAACAAGUCAUAUACAAAGAAGCAGGCAUAAGCCCAGGCCGAUCAUUGGUUGUGCUCAAGCCCUCGCCUGGGACUAAGGCCUCAUGUCUUGAUACACUGGACACACCAAAGCCCGGUCGUCGGUUAUUAUCAAGCUUUCUCAUCUGAGACUCUGACGUCUCACCUCUCUCUCACUCAUGGAAUCGAUACCCCACAGCAUUGUGUACCCUAGCUAGCUCUCUAAAUUACAAUCGUCAGCGUGGCUGAACAAAUAUCACUUGACGGCAAAUAAAAAUUAUGCCAGAUGAAAAAAUAAGCAUAUUCAAAUGAGGAUUAUCCAAUUUUACUCCCCGUAGAUCAAUUCCUCAUCAUGCCCCUGCGUCUGGCGUGGAUACUGUGGCGUCCGGAUGCGUUUCACCAGGGCGAGUUGACUGAGUCAAAGAGAAAAGAUCGUCAGGGACAGAAACACCAGAAAUCAAGGCAGAGACUGUAUAACGAAACAAAAGUACAGUACAUAAAGUACGUAAAGCACACGCACACGCACACGCACACGCUUUCGGUCUGCGUCCACCCUGUCUCGAUUUCUGUCAAUCAAUCGCUGACUGUUCCGAACCCGGUGCGCGUUUCUGGCACACCUUGAGAUGUGUGAAUAUAUUGUUCUGUGCGUAUUUGGCUACGACGUUGAGACCGAGAUCGACACAAUGUGAUUGUGAAGUUGGGAUGUUGAUGGAGUAACAUGGUCAAGAUGAGAUUGCUCUCAUGGUCAUAGGUCGAGUGAACGAAUGAUCUGAUAUGCAUCUGAAAUUACACACGUUGGUUACCCGGUAUUGAAGGAUCAACUAAACGAGGUGAGAACUAUGGGUUAUUACUCUCUGUCUUCAAGGCCAGACUGAGAUAGAAGCUGAAGUUCUUAGCCAAUACGUGUGACUGUAGGACAAGUAAGUAACUGAAUCUCACAGCUCUAGAACUGUCAAUGUUGAGUGAUGACAUUCGAACGUAGAGUUUAUAUCUCCACCCAACUUGUCAUCUACAGUAAAGUAUACGGCACUGAGUAGGAAGAGUACGUAAAUCUGAAGAUCUU
This is a messenger RNA of Fusarium verticillioides 7600, 3446 nucleotides long. RefSeq lists its product as hypothetical. The transcript has a single exon. NCBI's taxonomy places the organism in Eukaryota, Fungi, Ascomycota, Sordariomycetes, Hypocreales, Nectriaceae. The record is from RefSeq and is a predicted model, not a curated record. Gene Ontology annotation, molecular function: phosphoric diester hydrolase activity. Bases 1365 to 2417 code for a protein of 350 amino acids. Gene Ontology annotation, biological process: lipid metabolic process.